CAAUAACAUCACCAAUUCUAAGCCAUUAUUCAGCCUUCAAUUGAACCAGCCUCGAUCUCAAUAACCAUGACCACAAACGUCGUCCUAGAAACCUCAAUGGGCACAAUCACCCUCGAACUCUACACCACCCAAGCCCCCAAAACCUGCGACAACUUCGCCACCCUCGCCCGCCGCGGCUACUUCUCCUCCACAAUCUUCCACCGCAUCAUCCCGGACUUCAUGAUCCAGGGCGGCGACCCCACGGGCACAGGACGCGGCGGCUCCUCCAUCUAUGGCGACAAGUUCGAAGACGAGAUUGACCCGAGCCUGAGACACACCGGCGCGGGCAUCCUCAGCAUGGCCAACGCGGGGCCCAAUACAAACGGCUCACAGUUCUUCAUCACGCUGGCGCCGACGCCGUGGCUUGACGGGAAGCAUACCAUUUUUGGCAGGGUCAAGAGCGGCUUGGGCGUGGUGAAGCGAAUGGGCAUGGUGCCCACAGGGCCGGAGGAUAGGCCAGUCGAGGAUGUCAAAUUGAUCAGCGCCAACGUGGUGGAAGGUGAAGAGCAAGAUUGAAAGGGCGACGAUUCGUUUUAUCCAUUUUUCUUCAGAAUUUUUUUUUUCCGCCUUGGGGCAUGCGACGUGCGACGGAGAGGAGAAAUAAUGAUUCGAGAUGUACUUGAAUCGGCUUCGAGAUAGACAGCAUAGCAAGGCGUUGGUUGACGAAUAUCCAACACACGCGUCAAUGUAAAUGAAGCAGCAGUGGUGGC
Messenger RNA from Trichoderma asperellum CBS 433.97, 749 nucleotides. It is a transcript of the gene CYP1, whose product is annotated as heme binding. The record is from RefSeq and is a predicted model, not a curated record. Gene Ontology annotation, cellular component: catalytic step 2 spliceosome. NCBI's taxonomy places the organism in Eukaryota, Fungi, Ascomycota, Sordariomycetes, Hypocreales, Hypocreaceae. Gene Ontology annotation, biological process: protein peptidyl-prolyl isomerization; protein folding. Gene Ontology annotation, molecular function: peptidyl-prolyl cis-trans isomerase activity.